Messenger RNA from Adineta ricciae, 1395 nucleotides. The record is from the annotation of a GenBank genome assembly. NCBI's taxonomy places the organism in Eukaryota, Metazoa, Rotifera, Eurotatoria, Adinetida, Adinetidae.
AUGCAACAAAAUUUGAUUUAUCACAAUGGAAUUUCAUUUGACGAUGCUGAUUUAAAACCGAACGCAAGUAGAGCUCGUGCCUGCCAAUUUAAAGAAGAUGAAAAUUUACUGGAAAAAACACACGUUCAUCGUACGAUAACAGAUUCAUCGAAGACUGAAGCACAUGUCGCCGCCGAUGAAAUUCGUAAUACAAUGAUUCGCAACCACUGUGUCAGAGUAGACACAAAUUUUCAAUGUCCAUUUGUAUCGUUCGCAAGCAAAUAUAAUCAAGAGACGCAAAAAACAAAUGAUAAACAGAAAAAAACUCUUUAUACAACAUGUUCCUGGAUAUAUCCUCGUGUUACAAUCUAUUUAUUUGAUGACGAAGCCUCACCAGAAGUGAAUAAGAAUGUCGAUGAACAUGAACAUAAAACAAAGAUUCAUGAUGCAUUCAAUGCUAACUUUACGGCAAUAACUAAAAACAAAGUUGGUGUCGAUGAAGCAAAACAGAUAAGUGAUAAUACAACUCAAAAAUCAUCUAUCACAUGGGAAGCUACUGGUGGUAAUACAUUACAAAAUAAUAAUGUUGCUGCAUGGCAAACAACUGUUAGUAAUAGUCAAUAUUGGCGAGUAAUUGAAUAUGGCGAAUUUAUUCCAACGUACAAAUUGUUGAAUGAGAAAUUACAAAAACAAAUUGAACGAAUCCUUUACAUUUACAAAAUGAAACUCAAGAGAUGGGAACAAAAUGGGAAAACUAUUGCAGAAACAUAUCCAAAUAUACACACAUUAUAUAAAUCCAUUCUUUCUCUUUAUGCAAAACCUAUUGCGAUUCUUUUGGUUGCGAAUUAUGUGAAUCGAUGUAAGUAUGUAUAUGAUUGGGCAUUUGGUAACCAUCAUUCCAUAACAAAUAUGAUUGUUGAUGAAGAAAAUAAUUCUCCGAUCAUCGUUGAUUAUGGAAAGAAACAAGUGAUUCGACUGUUCAAUGGAAAUGAAGAGAUUCUCGUUGAAAAUAUUAACUGUUAUGGUUUAGCAAAAGAUAAAUAUGGUUUCCUUUAUGUUUCGGAUAUAGAAAAGCAUGAAGUGAGAAGAUGGAAAGUUGGAGAAGGAAAGGGAAAAAGCGGAGAACUAGUUGCUGGCGGAAAUGGAAGAGGAGUUAGACUGAAUCAACUGGAUGAUCCUGCAGCAUUAAUAGUCGAUGAUUGUGGUUCUAUAUUGUGGCAGAUCGCAAGAAUGGUCGAAUGGUGCGAGGGAGAAACAGAGGGUGAAAUUGUUAUUCGUGGAGGAGAUCGAUCAAAUCAAUUGUAUUAUCCCACAAGUUUAUCAUUUGAUGUUAGAGGAAACUUUUAUAUUAUGAAUUCUUUAAAUCGCAAAAUUCAAAGAUUUGAUUUGAUUUCGGACGACAAUCUAUACCCUUAG